AUGGCGCUGAGACGUCUGUCCAAGUACCAGACGAAGGUGCUGAUGCACCAGGCCAAGGCGUGCCUCGGCCAGGGCUGCUUCGGCUCCGUCUUCCACGUCACAUUCGACGGCAAGGACUGCGCCCUCAAGGUGGGCAACACCAUGGACGAGGCCGAGUCCUUGGAGAGGGACAGGAUGAUCCUGGAGAAGCUGGGGGGCGCGGGCGGAGCGCCCAUCCCCCUGGCCUACUGCCCGGAGAUGCCCGCCUUCGUCAUGACCUACUGCGGCCGCCAGGACCUCUUUGGCCUCAUCAUGUCCAAGCCGCGGCCGUCGGACCGCGACAUCCUCGACGCAGCAAUCAAGGUGACGGAGGCGCUGCAGGAGAUCCACGACGCGGGCUUCGUCCACUGCGACUUUAAGGCGGACAACAUCGUGGUGGAGACGGCCAGGAAGGGGCACGUGACCAAGGUCCACGUCGUGGACUUCGGCCUCACGCAGCCCGUGGGCGGCAGCCACCCGCUCGGCUAG
Messenger RNA from Penaeus chinensis, 507 nucleotides. Its product is annotated as casein kinase I homolog HRR25-like. The coding region runs from base 1 to 507 and encodes 168 amino acids. Gene Ontology annotation, molecular function: ATP binding; protein serine/threonine kinase activity. NCBI's taxonomy places the organism in Eukaryota, Metazoa, Arthropoda, Malacostraca, Decapoda, Penaeidae. The record is from RefSeq and is a predicted model, not a curated record. The transcript has a single exon. Gene Ontology annotation, biological process: protein phosphorylation.